UGGACAUCACAGUGCAUGCAACAACGGUCAGAGCAACUACAAAAACCGCCAUGUUAGUUCAUGUUAUGUGUUAUUGCUUGCUUUUUCUUGGCACUAGUGUCGUAAUGUCACGUGGCGUUUGCUUACAAAACGUGAACUGCUUCCUACCGAAAUGUUUCUGUAGUACAUUUCAACAUCUUAUGAAGCGAAGUGAUAUCCCACAGAUGGUGUACUUCGGUUUUGAUGAUGCUGUACAUGGCCAGGUAUCUCAUCAUUACGAUUACCUGUUUUUGAGUAACGUAACUAAUCCAAACGGAUGCCCUGUGAGUAUCACUUUAUUUGUAUCAGACACGUACACUGACUACACUAUGUUGAAGAAGUACUAUGAAGCUGGAUUUGAACUCGCGGUCCACAGCGUUUCACAUCAGAACAUUGACACGGGAAGCAAAGUUCGACAGGAAGCGGAAGAGCAGAAAAACAACAUUGCCAAUCAUACUGGUAUUCCAAUGGAGGAGGUGGUUGGAUGGCGAAGUCCAUAUCUCGUUACGGCAGGCGAUCCACAGAUAUAUGCUUUAGAAGAUCUUGGCUUUACGUACGAUAUUUCACUGAUCUACAGAAGAGCAGGGAUGGAUGGUGACGAUGCUUGGCCCUUCACUCUCGAUUACGGAUGGCCUUUACCGUGUGACAAAAUAUGUCCAAUGGAGAGUCACAAAGGGUUCUGGCAAAUACCUAUCAAUGCUAUGAUUGACUACAAACAUCAGUUUCCGUGUGCUUUCAUCGAUCAUUGCUAUAACACUGCAUGGAAUGAGGAGGAUGCUUAUAAAUAUAUCAUGGAUAACUUCUACAGUCGUUACAAUGGUAACAGGUCUCCGUACGGAUUCCAUAUUCAUGCUGUUUGGUUAAACUAUGCGUUUAACAAAAGAGCAAUGGAGAGAGCGAUCAAGGAUAUGAUGGACCAUGAUGAUGUUUAUAUCGUCAAUAUCAAACAGAUGCUUGAAUGGAUGAAAAACCCUACAAAAUUAUCCGAUAUAAAAAGAUUCGAUCCAUGGGGAUGCUGGCCUAUACAGUCGUCAGGAAAAAUAGUGUUGAUAGUAUUUAUAAAUAUUUUUAUUAUAGUAGGCAUAGCGUGUAUGACAAUAUGUGUAUACCGUCAUAAAAGCAAGCUGUUAAAAACCAUAUCAAACAAAGUUGGCUACAUUAUGCUCACAGAUAUAGAACGCCAGGCACAUGUAGAGGAGUCUGAUGGGGAAGGACAUCCUCAGGGAUAGCACUUAAAUAAUUAAUUUACUAUGUAUAAUCAUCUUUAUAAUUGUGUGUAUAUUAUCCGAAGUAAUUGUUUUGAACCCUUGGAUAACCAUAUUAUAAUGUCAGUUAAAAGAAUUUUGCC
Mizuhopecten yessoensis (Yesso scallop) is the source of this 1366-nucleotide messenger RNA. RefSeq lists its product as uncharacterized. The record is from RefSeq and is a predicted model, not a curated record. Gene Ontology annotation, molecular function: hydrolase activity, acting on carbon-nitrogen (but not peptide) bonds. The transcript has a single exon. The coding region runs from base 51 to 1247 and encodes 398 amino acids. Gene Ontology annotation, biological process: carbohydrate metabolic process. NCBI's taxonomy places the organism in Eukaryota, Metazoa, Mollusca, Bivalvia, Pectinida, Pectinidae.